CCGCACUGUGAUGCGCCUGUCGGAAGUGGAAGGGUACCGCCGUUUUUUGAGUUUCCUAUAAAUUAGUUUAUAAGGCACUUCAUUAUUCCUUAAUACACUUUAUGUUAAAUUUACUGGAGUAAUGAUAAAGGGCACGAUGUUAAAUUAAAACACCCUCUUUGAUGUGGAAAUGGUACAGACUGUAGUCUAUUCUAAAAUUUGCCGCACGAUGGGAAAGGGGAAGAGCCAGCUAGCUAAAUUAGCCGACAAGUGCAAUCAAGAUUAUGAGUCGUAUUGAAAUAGCCGAUACGGGUAGUUUAUAUGACAGGAAAGUAGUGCACUGUAACGUUUAAAAAAUCAACCAGGGGGAUGGUGGACACUAAGCAUGUAUUCCAGAUCUCUGGGAUCAAAAACGUACACACGAAAGAGAAGCUGCUGCGUGGAAUCCACCGUCUGGGUGGGAAGUAUAUCGGUGGCUCUACUUAUAGGGAGGGGACAACACACCUGAUUGUCAGUCGUCCUUCGAAUAGCGAGAAGUUCCUUGCCGCCUGUGCAGGAGGGAUUUGGGUCGUGAAGCCGGAGUAUGUUCGGGACAGCGAGAGGAACGGGGCGUGGCUGCCCGAGGAGCCCUACGAGGUGGACGUGACCUCGCGGUCUCCCGGGGCGACCAACCCAGUCCGCGCGUGGAGGGAGAGGGUGGCCAGCGGAAGCGUCCUCGGGGCCUUCCAGGGCUGGAGCGUCGUCCUGCUGGUCGACAACGCCAAACGGAACGCCACCAUCAAACGAAUUCUGAUGUCAGGAAAGGCCCGAGUUUACUCUUCCGCGCCUCCAUCCGGCGUUCCCGUGACACACGUGCUCACCAGCCCCGAGUGCAAGCGCUUGAUGUCCCACAAGGAGACGUGCUACUCCGUAGACCACAUCGCUCGGCAUUUGUUCGGGAGCCUGUGGUCAGAGGAGGGCUUCAAUGAGUCCCUCGACACCUCUGGGUCCAGCAGUCAAGACUGCACUCUUAUAGAUACGUGCACAGAGUUGGAGGCCAAUGACGUGCUCUUUGCCGACCUUGAAAAUCAGCUGAGAGACCAGCUCUCAAAACUUGAGCGCCUGAAGAGGAAGCUUGUUUCCACAGAGUUUUUGAAUGCGACCACAGCCGAUCCUCAGACUCAGACUGUUAUGGCGGACUUCAGUAACGUGGACAGCCUGAUCGAGUGCGGCUUGCUCACAGAAGCCCUGGAAGAGCUGCAGGGGGCGCUGCACCCUGGCCAACUCCCUCCUGUGCAGGUCCUCCAUUCGCUGAUGCAACACGCCUUGCUUGGUGAGGUGCAACCAUACUUUUACUGCACCUUCCGGGCAGUUUUACACAACAUCCUGCGGAAAAACCCUUCCUGGGGGUCCCCCGUUGUUGUCAAGUACUUCCAGCGCAGCCUGCAGUGCCCCCAGUGUAAGGGAGGACCACGGGGUCUUCUGGAACUGUCAGUCAGGUUUUGCAUGUCCAGCGAACCCACCUGUCACUCACUGCCUCGCCCCGCCCCGCCUGAGCAGGUCCGGUUCCACGUCGAGCUGCAAGGCCUCCUGCUCCAGCUCUUCCAGUUCGAGCUGCAGGCUUCCAGCAUGGGGAGAGCGGGAGGGUCCCGCUCCUCUGUACUGGUCAGCACCUUCUGGAGCGUGUGGGACCGCUCCACCCUCUGCACCCGGGCCGUCCAGCAGCUGGCCCAGCUGCUGAUCCAGGCGUCUCUCUGGGCACGGCCCUCCUCGGAGGACUGGCAGCUGAGGAUUGUGGGUACCCUCCACGAUAUCCUGGCGGUGGUGGUGGAGUACUGGUGUCAGGAGCACAGCCGGCAGAACAGGGACCUGGUGGAGAAAGGGCUGGCGGACCUGGGCCAGUACAUCGCCAUUCUCUGCCACGAUCUACCUCCUGAGGCCCUCCAGGAGUUCAUUCCCAGCAUCCCCUCUGUCAGGCUGAGGAUGGUCACCGCCGACGCCGUAUUCAGCCACCUCUGCAGCCAGAACGGCGUCGUCACGGGAACGGAGCCCCUCUCCUUAACGAAGAUCGUGAGCUCCUACCUCCCGGCCCUGGUCAGGAUGAGCGGCCGCGCGCCGACGAAGCCCCGGGCACCCGCCGUCGAACCCCCGACCGCCAGCUGCGCCGCGGACCGAGGGUCGGCCGCCACCGCCGCCGCCGUCGUCACCCCGCGGAGAGGAGCGCGGGCUGCGGAGGAGACUGUGGCCCCUGCGGCCCCCGGGGGCCCCGGCUCGGGCAAGCAGAACGUCCCCAGAGGGCUGAACCGAGUCAAUGCAGCCGGGGAGACCCUCCUACACAGAGCCUGCAAGACGGACCAAGUGGAGACCGUCCUCCGCGUCCUUCCACUUCCUGGAAUAGACGUCAACGUUAAAGACUAUGCGGGAUGGACCCCCCUCCAUGAAGCCUGUAACCAUGGCAGCAGCGCGUGCGUGCGGGCCCUCCUGGAGCACUGCCCCGCCCUUCACCUGGAAACCCAGGUGGACGGGGUCAGCCCCCUGCACGACGCCCUCCUGAACGGGCACCUGGACAUCGCCAAGAUGCUGCUGCGAUACGGCGGCUCCUCCCUGCUCCGGCAGCGGGACGGCCACGGCAGGACAGCGCUGGACCUGGUGUCCUCCCCCGAGCUUCGGGAGGACCUGAGGGCCCGGGCCCGGGAGGGGGACGCCGCGGCCGCCGCCCCGGACGCCCGGGGGUCGGAGGUCAGGGACCCGCCCUUCCUGGAGACCUGCGCCUGCCUGCUGAGCUGCCUGACCCUCAGCUACGCGCUGGCCCGGGACGUCCCCGUCCUGGAGGACCCCGGCCCCCGGCUGGCCCGCGCCCUGGCCGCCCAUUCCGUCCGGCGGGUGACGGCGGGCUGGGGCGACCCGGCGCUGGUCCGGCACGCCCAGGACCUGGAGACGCUGCUGGGGGCGGGGCGGCACCUGCGGCGGCUCCCCCACGCCGUGCGGAACUUCCCCGGGCGACACACCCGCGUCCUGAUGCGCCAGCUGGAGCAGCUGGAGUCCGACGGGGCGGAGUUGCUAGGAAACGCACCCGCGUGACCGUGCCAUCUGCCGGGGGAAUCCACGGUGGGGGGGGGGGGUUCGGGGGUUGUGGGAGAUACCAGUAAAACAUGGGGGUCCAACCCUGGUCCUGGAGAGCAGCACCUAAAAUCAGCAACCAGUUCAGACCCAAGAGACCUGGUGAAGUUAAUUAACUGUAACCAUCAACUGCUUAACUUUUCCUAGGUGAAGCGCUAAGUAACAAGGCCAACAGACCUCUGUGGCUCUCCAGGACCAGGGAUGACCAGCCCCUGCUUUAAAGCCUAACUAGUCUUCGUGCCUUAUUAUUGUAGUGAAAUCUGCUCUCAGGCUUGGUGAGGUUGGCUCGCCCAUCCAGUGUACGAUAUACAAGUAAAGGGCGCCUUGUCUCAAAUGUUUGUCCUUUAGUCCCGAGAACCUCGGUGAUGUGAAGAAGCUCGGGUCCAAUGAGCCUCCUAGGCUACAGCAUAGCUGCUAUUUUGGGGGGGGGGAAUAAAGGCACAUUUUCCGGAAGUUAGUGACAGAGGAGGCAGGCAGCACCUCUCGGAAACGUCUCUGCGAACCUUCAUCGGAGCAGAGGCGGCAUUAAGCGCAUUAAAAAUGCAUGCCGACAGAACUCCCAAGCGCCUCAAAAAAAAGCAAGCAAAACGCGAAGAAUAAAAAAAGAAAAAAAACCGCCGCGGAUAACUUAUUCAACAAAAACAGCCGUUUUUCUAAAUCCAGGUUUGUCGAGAUGUCAUUGUAGUCCCAACUUUUUUUUUUUGGCGCGAUAAACUUUGGGCGGAUAUUAAAGCGAAACCUCGCGACGAUAAACCGACGAGCGCUAACGCUCGGCGCGGUGAGCGUUUGCUCUCCCGCGCGCGGGAAACCAGGAGAGGGGAGGGCUUUGAUCGGUUUCCGGAAAAAGAGAGGAACCCAGAAACGUUUCCCUUAUUUAUUUAUUUUUUUUCGCGCUCAUCGGGUUCGAGGGCUGAGGGGAGCGGACGCGGACGAACCGGCGAGUUCAAAUCUGAGGUUCGGCGUCGGUCGUAAACGUUGCUCUCGCCGUCAGAGCCGGUUAAAUUGACGCUUGUGCGUCGCACGUUUUGUACGCUUUGCAAAAUGGUUGUUUCACUCAAUUUUUUUCUUUUUUCCCCUUUGUGCUCAUUUAAAAUUCUCAUUUGGAAGACGCACGGUACCGCAUGGUUGUUUUCAAAAGGGUUUCACUUACGGUUUUUCAAAGGGUUUUUGUUUGGUUUGUUCCUACCGUGUGUUUGUGAAGGGAGGCUCAUUGCCUGCCUGCGAUUAUGUCUGUCCCUACAGUCACAUAGCGGCGUUGCUGCUGGUUCCUAUUGUAGCUUUCCUGCCAAAAAAAAAGACCUGUCGGACAGCGUUGUUGUUACCAGUGAAGGAAAUAUUUAUAUUUGAUGCAUAUUUAUACUUGAGCCGUUUUACCGCCGUUGCUGGCGUUAACUUUUUUUGUCAAUAAAAUGAAGCAACUAUCACCAGA
This is a messenger RNA of Anguilla rostrata (American eel), 4507 nucleotides long. RefSeq names its product SMC5-SMC6 complex localization factor 1 (gene slf1). Gene Ontology annotation, cellular component: site of double-strand break; nucleus. Gene Ontology annotation, biological process: DNA damage response; protein localization to site of double-strand break; positive regulation of double-strand break repair. The coding region runs from base 349 to 3039 and encodes 896 amino acids. The record is from RefSeq and is a predicted model, not a curated record. The transcript has 18 exons. Gene Ontology annotation, molecular function: protein binding. Lineage: Eukaryota; Metazoa; Chordata; Actinopteri; Anguilliformes; Anguillidae.